AUGGUUUCCUCUCAGCAAGGCCAGUCCAACACCCACGUCGACAUGAAGGCCGACUCUGGCCUCGUCAAUGAGCGCCAGGCAAACCUACCUCUCCCCGAGCAGCCCGCUGCUGCUUCAGACUUCAACUCUGCGGAUGCGCGAACCGUCAACGGUGGCUCAGGUGCUCAAGAGGCCGGCAUCUCGUCAGGCAGCGGGUCGCUGCGUGAGCCUGCUACCGGUGAUGCUAAUGGUGCUGCCCGCGAGGCAAAGGAUGGCCUGAGCGGCAUCCCCAACGAUGCUGUCACACGCGACCAGAAGAACCACUCCGGUCUGGAGCAGACUACCGGCAAGGACUACGGUUACCCUGGAAAGAAUGACCCCAGCUCUGGUGUCAAGCAGUAGUGUUGGAUGCAUGGUAAAAAAAGGCGUUUGGGAUACUUUCUUGUCACGAUUAUGACCCCCAUUGGGAUGUAUGACAGCUAUGUCCACGUUUGACUGGCAGCAGCUGCAGGUGCAGCGCGCAACAAAAAUGUACAACAUGAACCAGA
Molecule: messenger RNA, 527 nt
Organism: Parastagonospora nodorum SN15
Lineage: Eukaryota; Fungi; Ascomycota; Dothideomycetes; Pleosporales; Phaeosphaeriaceae
Exons: 1
Coding region: 1-381 (126 amino acids)
Source: RefSeq, a predicted model, not a curated record